AUGUGUAAGGGUGUGGUACGAUCAUGCGGAACAACAAAGGAAAACCCAAAAAGGAAACAAACUCAUUGGUGGAACGAAGAAAUUAAGAACGAAGUGAAAAUCAAGAAGAGGAGGUGGAGAGAGUACCUGCAAUGGAAAACAAAUGGAAAUUAUAAUAAAUAUAAAGAACAAAGGAACAAAGUAAAAGAAGUAAUAAAGAAGGCAAAAGAAAAGUCUUGGGUAGACUUUGGAAAUAAAAUGGAACAGGAUUAUCAUACUAACCAAAAGCUCUUCUACAGAAUUCUGAAGAGUUUAAGAACAAACAAGAAAGAAGAAACAAUUAAACAGAUAAGAAACGCAGAGGGUAUUUUGCUGAAAAAGGAAGAAGAGAUUAUGGAAACUUGGAAAAAGUAUUUCGAGAAACUACUGAGCAGCGACGAAACUGACAGGUCCGUCGACGUGGUGGGAGACGAUAAAGAAUGGGGACAAGAAGCAAAAAUAGAGAUUAAUGAGACGGAGAUGGCAAUAAAGAUGUUGAAAAAAGGUAAAGCUGCAGGAUAUGACCAGAUUACGGGAGAAAUGCUGAAAAAUCUGGGCAGAAAUGGGUUGAUAUUGCUCACAGAUGUAUUCAACAAAGCAAUGAAUGAAAACACAAUCCCGAAAGAUUGGGAAGUUGGAGUGAUAAUACCAAUCUUCAAGAAAGGAGACAAGACUCAGGGCACAAACUAUCGAGGUAUUACAUUACUCAGCGUGGCGUGUAAAUUAUAUUAUUAUUAUUAUUAUUAUUAUCUUUACCGAGCAGAGGUAACCUAUUAUGCUCGUCAGAGGGAACACAUUAUAGCAGCUAUUUUCAGUUUACUACUAUUUCUUCGUUAA
Messenger RNA from Zophobas morio, 855 nucleotides. RefSeq lists its product as uncharacterized. NCBI's taxonomy places the organism in Eukaryota, Metazoa, Arthropoda, Insecta, Coleoptera, Tenebrionidae. The coding region runs from base 1 to 855 and encodes 284 amino acids. The record is from RefSeq and is a predicted model, not a curated record. The transcript has a single exon.